Oldenlandia corymbosa var. corymbosa is the source of this 780-nucleotide messenger RNA. The record is from the annotation of a GenBank genome assembly. NCBI's taxonomy places the organism in Eukaryota, Viridiplantae, Streptophyta, Magnoliopsida, Gentianales, Rubiaceae.
AUGGACUUCUAUAAAGAAACCGUACAAAACAAAAAGAACGUGACCAUUGAAAAUCAGGGCUCUCUUUUUCUUAAAAGAGAACGUCCUGGCGGAGAUUCUGAUGAAGAUUCCGGCAAAGAAAAGAAGGCUCAAAGUCUAAAAUCCAUCAAAUUAGCCGAUGACUCUGAUAAUAAGAAGAUCCAGAAGGUUGAGAAGACGACUGAACAGAGUUUAUAUUCUUCAGGGGCAGGGCAUCUGAAUUCAGGGCAUGUCAAAGUUAAACUUGUAAAGAAGGAAGACAAAUUCUACUUUGAUUCAAAGAAAUCGGAUGUGUUUUCAGUGACUCCGCCAAAACUGACUGCUCUACCUUCAACCAAGGACAAAAACAGAGACAAAAUCAGGGAGCUUCUAGUAGAGGGGUUGAGCAAAGUGGCCGGUGAAGUUUCCGACGACAACGGCCACGGACUUAAGGAGGUUGGUGAUGUAAAUAUCAAGGACCCGAAAAACAGGGAUUUUCGCCGGAAAGUGCUUCUGGGACAGUUUCCCCCGAUGUGCAUUGCCGACUUGAGCCCUGAAGAAAUGGCAAGUGAUGAAAGGAAAAGGCAGAAUGAGGAGAUUAAGGAGAAAGCGUUGUUUAACAGCGAACGAGGACCUCCGGGAAAGGCUAGUAACGGCGCGUUCCAAUGCGGCAGAUGCAAGAAAAGAGAGACUACUUACUACCGGUUGCAGACUCGAAGUGCCGAUGAGCCAAUGACUACUUUUGUAACCUGUACUAAUUGCAACAAACGCUGGAAAUGUUAG